UGGCAGGUCCAAACACAAAGCUGUCUGAUGAGGAAUUUUGUCUACAAAUAUGUCAUCUUCGAUUCUUGUCGUUGCAGUCUAACAAAAUGUACACACACAAAAGGAAAUCAGAAUGGAAUUUGCAUGCUUCUAAUCUAAUUUUGUUUUAAUCCAAUAAAUGCUCCGAGACCGACUUCCCAAGCCCGGUGGAAUUAUCGAUCCAAGCCAGAACUGAACCCAGAAUUGCAGUGAAGUAAACCCGAGUUUGAAGAUUAUUUACGCGGCAACAUUUUUUUUGGUUGAUCAAGAAACAACCGGCCACGUGGCAAUAACUUGGCCACUCUCCAAGUACCACCCCAAGAUCCUGACCGUAGAAAACGGAACCUGAGGCGUAGAGUUCAAGAGUUAAUAUAUUCCAACGGUCGAAUUGGAUUGACUGCAUUUUAAUAAGAUACACCUGAAAAGAGAGAUGGAAGAAGCAGAAAUCCCAGAAACCCUAAUCGCGGAGGAGGAAGAAGCAGAAGAAGGACGAUUCUUCGCAUGCUAUCUGUUGAGCUCUCGCAGCCCCCGCUACAAGGGCCACACCUAUAUUGGAUUCACAGUGAACCCACGGCGUCGUAUAAGACAGCACAAUGGUGAAAUAGCGCAAGGUGCUUGGAGAACGAAGCGGCAGCGUCCAUGGGAGAUGGUGUUAUGCAUCUAUGGUUUCCCAACUAACGUUUCUGCUCUCCAGUUUGAAUGGGCCUGGCAGCACCCAACUGUAUCGAAGGCGGUUAGGCAGGCUGCUGCAAGCUUUAAAUCACUGCGAGGGCUUGUCAGUAAGAUCAAACUUGCAUACACCAUGCUCACUCUCCCUCCUUGGCAGAGCUUGAACAUCACUGUAAACUUCUUUUCAACACAGUACACUAAACAUUCUGCUGGUUGCCCACACCUUCCGGAACAGAUGAAGGUCAAAGUCUGCUCCAUGGAUGAGCUUCCUUCCUGUACUAAACUAUCUGAUGACCUUUUGGAAAAUGAAGAUGAGCGGUGUCAUGAAGGGGAAUGUGAUGAAGAUAUGAAUUCCAGUACACUACCCAAAGAAACCUUAUUGGACUUCAGGACUCAUAAUUCAGCAGAUGAUCAGCAGAGUGAUAGUGGCAAUAGAAUGAAUGAAGUAUAUGGAUGCAGUAAAGAAGUAGGAGAAGAUGAGUGGUAUAAUGGAAAAGAAAGUGAUGAAGCUAUGAAUGAUGGUACAUUACAGGAAGAGACAUUUUCAGAUCUUAUAGUUCAAAGUUCAGCAGAUGAUCAGCAGGAUGAUACUGGCAAGAUAAUUAACGAAGCAUAUGGAUGCAGUGAAGUAGUAGGAGAGGAUUGUACAGAGCAAUUUGGUUUUAUGGCGUCGCCAGUGAGAACGCCAUCUUCAAAUGUCACCACCUCAUUUGACACAGAAGUAACUAAAGAUAUAGGUUUGUGUGGAUCUUCUGAUGACAUGAGUGUUGAUUUGGGCCUACCUGCAAGGGAACAAUCGACAGCUAUAGUUGCAGACGAUGAUCAGUCUCCCAGCAGAAGCUAUCUCCGGCCUUGUGGAGCUGAGGUAAUAGAUUUGACAACCCCAGCUCCCCUAUGACAUGACUGGUUCUCCCAAUUUCAUCCAACUGUAGAAUAGAAUGUUGUACAUGUGUACUACAAACAAUCAAACAAGUGUACAUAUAUGUUUGAUGAUUUUAUGGUUUGGUCGAAUAAUUUAGAGGAAUUUAUUGUCAUCUCUGCCUGAUGGCACGUUGUAA
Molecule: messenger RNA, 1745 nt
Organism: Prunus avium (sweet cherry)
Lineage: Eukaryota; Viridiplantae; Streptophyta; Magnoliopsida; Rosales; Rosaceae
Biological process (GO): double-strand break repair via homologous recombination
Cellular component (GO): Slx1-Slx4 complex
Molecular function (GO): 5'-flap endonuclease activity; crossover junction DNA endonuclease activity
Source: RefSeq, a predicted model, not a curated record